Molecule: messenger RNA, 2436 nt
Organism: Leishmania braziliensis MHOM/BR/75/M2904
Lineage: Eukaryota; Euglenozoa; Kinetoplastea; Trypanosomatida; Trypanosomatidae
Product: putative cell division cycle 45 (CDC45)
Exons: 1
Coding region: 1-2436 (811 amino acids)
Biological process (GO): DNA replication initiation; mitotic DNA replication preinitiation complex assembly; double-strand break repair via break-induced replication
Cellular component (GO): DNA replication preinitiation complex
Molecular function (GO): DNA replication origin binding; chromatin binding; single-stranded DNA binding
Source: RefSeq, a predicted model, not a curated record
AUGGCAACUAUUUCUGGGGCCCCGGAGCCGUGGGAUCGCAUCUCUACCUACUACGCAUCUACCCGUAAAAGCAUCAAUGUCCUCACCGCCCCAACAGCCGACGCAGCUGCCGCGUCUCUCAGCUUGACCUACCUCAUGAAACUGUUUCUAUUCCCCUUCAAGUUGCACCCAACAAGCUCGUACGACGAGCUGAGGCGGUUUAUUGAGCAGACAAGCUUUGCGCAGGACAGCGAGCGCGAAGAUGACAGCAACCCCCGGGUCGAUGACCUCUUCGUCCUCGUGGGUCUCGGAGCACCCGUUUUGCUCGAGGACUACUUUGACUUCUCACGGCACAUUGUCAUCGUCGUGGAUGCCUACCGCCCUUUUCACCUUGGCAAUCUGCGCCGCGAGGACGGCGACCGCUGCAUUAUUUGGGGCAGCGACCGCAUACACGCUGAGGUGGACGAUUUCUUUCGAAAGCAGUGCGCCGAAGAGGCGCAGCGGCGGCGACGGUAUCGCCGCCGACAGGACAUGAAGCGGCGUCAGCGCCGCACGCGUUCCUCACGUGUGCGCACGAGACGCCAGCGCAUCAGGUACGGUGGCAAGGUGGGAGAUGAGCGUGAUGGCAAUGAGCAAUUUCCCUGCAGCGCACACGACGAGGACGACGACGCCUACAGCGAGGAGAGCAGCAUCAGCACCAGCAGCGAGGAGGAAGGGAGCUCGGAAACUGACGGCGACGAUGAUGCCGACCUCUUCGAUGGAGAGGGCGAUGACGCAACUCCAUCGCAGAGCCAGGAUUCUGUGGACUGGCGCAGUGCCGAUGGGGAGGUGCCGGCGUACUUGGAGGCACGCUACUACGCAUGCUCCUGUGCCGGUCGCAGCAGCGCCGUGGAGGUGUACGACCUCUCCGUCAUUUUGCACCGCUUUAACGACGCGAUUCUUUGGCACGCCGCCGUCGGCGUCUGCGACUUGUAUCUACGUCGACUUGUCGACUACGCCACCUACCUGGUGGAGAUGGCGCCGCUACAAGAGGCUGUCUCGCUUCAGCAGAGCGUGCGGUGCGGCAUUCUGCGCGACCGCACCGAGGAGGCUGUCAACAACUAUCGCCGAUCUUCCACAGAUAGGAUGCAGCUGAGCAAUCGCGAGGAGGAGCAGCUCCACCUGUUGCGGCACUCCACCCUCUGGGACGCCAUCUGGUACGACCCGCAAGUGGCGAGCGCGCUCGACUUGCAUCAUGUAGAGGACGGCCGUCCGCGACUGAGUCAGCUGCUUGCAAGUCGCUGCGGUGUGUCCAUCGCAAUGGCGCAGCGUCCCUGGCGCGAAGUGCCGACCGAUGUGGGCAGCGAAGCGCUCUGUCGCGUGCAAACCGAGUUACAGAGCUGGGUGAAUGCUCAGGGUAACGCCAUCGGGUACCGGAAUCGUAUACGGUGCAUCUCUCGCAAGGUGGGCUACAGCACUGAAGUGUCCACGCUUGACGUGUGCAAGCUCUUCACUGCUGAGAUGGCAGCGGUGCCGCCAGCGUCGGUGUACGUUGUCGAGCGCCCCUCCGAGAAGUCGAGCUUUUCACCCGCGGAAAUAGCGGCUUUGGCGCAGCGCAAGCUUGUCGAGUUUCAACGGAGUCAGUUCUGGCGAGCAAGCGCUGUGCUGGACGUGGACCCGAACGAGAAACUGUUUCACGAAGCUCUGGCGGGGGCGCUGUCACUGCAGCAAGCCGUAGCCGACGCUACAAGCUCCCUGAUGCAGCCCGGCAACGUGCAGAGCAGCACUGGUAUUCACUACGCACUGCCCUCGGACCCGUCCAAGACCUCGCCGACGCUGGAGAGCUUCUGUACUGUGCAGCGACUCUCUGUCUUAGCGGAGCGGCUCUUUUUCACGCUUUCCAUGAGCCGGCGGCGUGAUCGGCGAGCCGUGACGGCCCUGCGGCCCCUUAUCCUUUCCUGCGCUUUGCCUCAAGCACGCCUAGCGGCCCUGCCCACGGCGAGCAGCGGCAACGGCAGUGGAAGCGGCUUACCCUCUGGACCGGGCAUAGGUGCGUUGGGGUCUGUUGUGGAGUUGAAUAGUGCGUGUGGUAAUGUGCCUUCAGCGUCUGCAGUCACUGUAACCGGUAGUGUUUUCGUAGGCGGCGGCGCACAGGCUGAGGAUACGACUGAGUACGUUGUCGUGCUCACCCACGGCGGUAAUACGGGGGCUGGCAUGAUUCCACUUCUUCCCACGUACUGCUUUGCGCAGUGCAUGCAAGAUGAACACUUCAACACGCCACCGCGCCGGUACUUUGUGGAGCGAAAUGCGGUACAGGUACGUGGACGGGAGAACACGACCUACCUGGCAGAGCGCAUGCUGCUACUGUCGGUGAAGACUACAAUGCCGCGACAUGAGCUUCGCACGAGGCGCGUGCCGACGGUGGAUGAGUGCGAUGAGGAGGACGUAGAGGGGGAAGUCGUGGAGGUGGUGGACUAG